Molecule: messenger RNA, 336 nt
Organism: Aspergillus homomorphus CBS 101889
Lineage: Eukaryota; Fungi; Ascomycota; Eurotiomycetes; Eurotiales; Aspergillaceae
Exons: 1
Coding region: 1-336 (111 amino acids)
Biological process (GO): transmembrane transport; fungal-type cell wall biogenesis
Source: RefSeq, a predicted model, not a curated record
AUGCCACGACAGGUGUAUACUGUUUGCAAAGGCGCGAGCACAGGAUUCACACAGUCCGCGCCGACCGCCCAGGCUAUCGGACUUCUGGUCCUCGAGGCGGCAAUGUUCCUCGCGACAUGCAUCAUCCGUCCAUUCGUGGAUAAGGCAGCCAACUUGUUUGUCAUUGCCGCAUUCGUUUUCAGCUUCCUCAGCUCCAUCUUCGUGCUUAUUUUCUCGGAUGUGUUCGACCAACCGGCCAUGAUGACUAGUAUCUUAAGAGUCCUAUGGGCUCUGUACAGUGCGGCCAUGACGCUCGCGCUGCUCGUUUGGCUGCUCAUCAGCUUUUUAACGCAAUGA